This is a messenger RNA of Manis pentadactyla (Chinese pangolin), 7683 nucleotides long. It is a transcript of the gene INSYN2B, whose product is annotated as inhibitory synaptic factor family member 2B. Gene Ontology annotation, biological process: inhibitory postsynaptic potential. Lineage: Eukaryota; Metazoa; Chordata; Mammalia; Pholidota; Manidae. Gene Ontology annotation, cellular component: postsynaptic density. The transcript is spliced from 3 exons. The coding region runs from base 3762 to 5363 and encodes 533 amino acids. The record is from RefSeq and is a predicted model, not a curated record.
GAGUUAAAUUUCCCAGAAUGAAGCACAGUGAAGGAGAGGGAGAUGGUAGAGGACAAAUUAAGCAUAGAAAUCCACAAAAGUAGAUAUAUAAACAUGUAGGCUCGGCAGCACAAGAGUUAAGGGUAUGGACUGUGUGGUUUCAGGCAUGUGACUUAACCUUACAAGUCUUAAUUGCUCAUUCUGCAAAAUGGAUAUCAUAUACAGAUGGCUAGUUUAAGGAUCACCAAGUGCCAAGUGCUAACAGAGUGCUUGUAAUAGUAAGUUUUCAAUACAUAUUUGCUACUAUAAAUAAAAAUGAUUAUUAUUCAACUAUGAGAUCAGGUAGUGAGUUCCUAGUCACUGCAGGUAUCCAGGAAAGCUAACUUGCUACAUGAAGAGUAUGCUACAGAGAGUCAUGGAAUGAGAUACAGACUACUAGAUUCUUCCAGACCUAAAAAUUCUGCAGUCAUUGAAACACGAAACUGAUUUUGAAAGUGGAGUUGUUUGAGAUGAUUGUGCAGACUGAAGGGGAACUCACUAUCUGCAGGCCGUCUCCCCAGAGUGUGAAGGAAUAACGCAGGUCUCAGAGGCCAGCCCUGCUUUUCUGAUGGCUGGGGCAAGUGCAAGGUGGUUCCCCCAAACCCUGUCCAUUCUCUGUCCCAAGAGUACCUCUACCUGCUCUCGUUAAACUGUGGAUGGUGGUUCUUCCACACACUGUGUGGCAUUCGCAGCAAGGAAACCUGACAACAGACGAUGACAGGAUAGUAACAGUAAUAGCUAACCCACACUGAUUGCUGAUGACAUGCUGAACGCUGUGCUGAGCACUUCUCGUGCCCUGUCUCAUCGCCUCCUUGCAUUGGACCCAUACAUCUGUGUCUAUAUGCUAUGAGUGUCACCUGCAUUUUACAGAUGAAAAACUGAGGCUCAGAGAGGAGAAGUAUUGCUCCAAGCCCUUCAGCCACUAAGGGUCUGAGGUUUGACCCAGAUGUAGGUACACUCAGAAUGUGAGUAGUAGUUUCAGGGCUUCAUGAGAAGUCAACAACUCAUUAGCAUUAUAGAUGGAUCCCAUUGUCUUUCAGGGCCUGUCAUUAACUGCCCCAGUCCCACUGGGCUAGUUGGUCCCUCUCAAAGUAGCCAGGAGCAGGGAAAGACAACAUUGCUAUUGGCAUUAUCUAAUAAUUCCUGGGAAAAGCAGAGGACUGAGAAGCAAGGCUUAGGUUGCCUCCAUAAAAAGGGUAUCUCAAACAGCAGGAUGAAGCACGUUUUGAAAGCAAAGCCCCCAUACUUAGAGAAACCAGAGGUUUCCACCCUUAUGAUAAUAAGGCCACACACUACAAACAGAAUACUCAAAGAUACCCAAAUACUUGUGGACUAUUUCAUUAUUUUCAUUUUCUUUUCAAAUUCCUUGGUCAGCCCAGGCAGGCUUCAAACUUGCCAUACCCCGGUUCCAUGAGAGCCCUCAGACUUGAAACAACAGGAUUGCUGUGCCCUGGCAAGGCCAAGGGACCGUCCCCUACAUCUCUUCGGACCUGAACACGUCUUCAAACUCCAUACACAAAUCAAUGAUCUCACCUGACCCACACACCAGGCAGCUCUCAAGGGACAAGGUCAUAGAGUCACAGCUAAGAACCCAGACUCUGGAAUCACAGACUCCUGGGUUCACAUCUCAUCUCCUCCACUGAGUACUUACCCUCUCUGAGCCUCAUCCAUCCAACAGGGCUCAUGAUACCUCUCGGGUUUGUUGUAAGGAUUAAAUGAGAUAAUUCACCAUCAGAAAAGCAAUGGAGUGUAGAAGUUAAGAACACAGGUCCUUGUGCCAUAUUGUUUAAGUUUAGGCCCUGGCUCUAUUACUAGCUGUGUGUCCUUGGGCAAAUAACAUAACCUUUCUGGGCCUCAGCUUCUUCAGCUGUAAAAUGGGAUUAUGACAGUACCCAGCUCUAUAGGUAGGAAAUGAAUGCAUUAUUGCUUGGAAAGUGCUUAGAACAGCUUAGAAAGCACUUAGAAUAGUACUCAUUUAGUGAGUACUCAGUAAAUGUGAGUUGUUAUGAUUAAUGCAUGUGAAGUUCUCAGCAUGGUAAAAAUAAGUGUUCAACAAAAGGUAACUUAUUUUUACAAGGUACACAUUCUGUGGACCAUUGUAUGCACACUGAUCUCCUGGAAAGCAAUUAAAAAAAUGAAGACAUCAGGGAAAAAUCUUGUCCUCAAUUAAAUGAUACAGUUAACACAGAGAGAACCCUCCAUUCUGUUGCCCUGGCAUAAUACCCUAGGGACCCCUAUGUCCAGGCUCCUCUUUGCUUCUGAAGGAUCUGCCCUUCAUUCAAUCAGCCACUCUUACAAGAAAUGUUCAUUUUUUUUUUUUAUUAAGCACCCAGAGUGAGCCUAAAGGAUUGCUGGAAGUACCCAACCAGUGAAUGAAUGGCUCCAGCCCCUGCCUUCCUGGAGUUUGCAGGGUAGUGGUAGGGGGUGGGGAGAUACACCCUAAAUAAAUACAUACACAAAUGAUUACUUAAGAAUAACUGCAACUUAUGUGAGGAAAAACGUCAUGAGAAGGUAUAAUGGGGUCCUGAUGUGGUCUCUCACUGAAAGCAUGUAUGAAGGAGGAGUCACUGGAAAGGUUCUCUGAGAAUGACAUGUAAACUGGGACUUCAUGGGUGAAUAGGAGCUGGCCAGGUAAUGCCUAGGAGGGAAGGAGGGAAUGAUCCAGGCAGACAGAUAUUUUGUUCCAAGGCCCUGCAGCCACAAGGUGGCUGGCUCACUAGGAAAACAAAAAGCUCUUAGCUGGGAGGUUGGAAUUGGGAGAGAAACCCAGGUGCAUAAGAGCUGUGUUCUCAGUUGCAACUAUUGUCUCUUCCCUUUCAGACUGUCUACUGGCAAAGACUGCUGGGCCCCAGACCCCUACCCCCAAGGCCAAGCGAACACUGUUCUCUGCUCAGAUUCAAAAAAGCUGCAGACAUGGCUCCCUUUCCCCACAUGUGAAGUUCAGCCAAGAUAACACGUCAGGGACUCUGCCUUCUGAAUGCCCUCGGACGCCUCAAUCCUGCCCUGGUCACACCCCACUGGGUUUUGUGAGAUUAUUUAGGAAGAUAAGUUUCCCUCACUGAAGGAAAGGGAAAUAGCAUGAAAGAAAACAAUGGCUCUCAAGGAGGAAUUCGUGGUUGACAUAAAUGGGGAUGUUCUCUUAGGAACAUCAUGGAUCAUGGAAGAAGCCAACCCCCAGGUCAUUUAUUUCUCUGCCUGUUUACAUGCUAUGGUAAGAAGAUGUGUGUAAGUUUUCUGUAGUUCUACGCUGAAAACUGAUGCUCUUGGAAAGAAACUCAUAUGCUCCAGACGUAGCAGGUUUCUUUCAGAUUUCACACGUUGGGAGUCUGUGCUGUCUUCUAAAUGGUACUUUGGUUUUGUCUUUUUGUUCAAGAUAGCAAGCUUCCUCUAGGAUCAGAACUGCCUGCUGGCCUCCCUUGAUAAGCAGCCCACCAGCUGUCUUGGUAAAUCACUUGUUUAAUAAUUAGCCUAACUCAUUGUUUAUCUAAGUAGCAAUCAUCACCCUAGUGAAAUAAUAUUUUAACUGCAGGUGAAGCAUUACCAGGUGAGCAUUAAGUAGCUGCCAAGUAGAAUCUACUGGCUGGGAAUGGCUGACAGAGUUGCACAUACUCAGAGGACAAGAUCACUCCAUCCUAGCUGACAGAUCUCCAUGUCUGAGAUGCCAUCAUUAGUUGCUGCAGCAAAGACCUAAGGAAAUGUGCGUAGGAGAAGUGUAUGAUCCCAAUCCUUUCAACUGAGGCUCAAUGGCCCAGCAAAAUAUGAAAGUGCGACCUGUGCUUCUAAAGCGUAACAGUCUAGAGUCAGUAGAGUUUGUGAAGCAGCCACACCACCGCAGGAGCAAAUCUCAGCAGGUACGAUUCAAAGAAGAUGGGACCAGUAAGACUCCGUCUGGCCUUGCUGAGGUUGAUGUCCAAACUUCUGAGGACCUGGCUGUAAUGGGCACGACUCAAGCACCCAGGCACCAUCACCUCCCCACUUACUCGCUCUCCUUCCCCAGGUCCCAGAAGGCAGGGGGCUUUAGGAACAUUGCAAUCCAAACCUCCCCUAGUCUCAGGAAGCAUUUCCCGGUUUUCAAGAGGAAGAGACUCACAACUAGCAAGUCCCUGGUGGAAAUGCCAACAGCAUCCCAAAGUGCCAUCCAGGUCAAUGGCAACCUGUCUGAACAGGACAUUGUAUCCUCUGACCUUGCCUACUUAAGGCUGGCUCAACAUCUUGAGGAUGGGCUUCAAAGGAUCAAGGUGCCCCAUCCAUUUCUCCCUAGAAUGUCCAAGGUGCAAAGCAAUGGGCCUGUUAGUAUAUGCUUGGAAGCAGGGACUUGGAGGACCUCAGAGAAAGCAACAGCUGCCACUCAAGUACCAGAUGAUAUUUAUCACAGUCCAACCUGGGCAGCUAGCAAGUCCACUCUCAGCCCAGGCAGGGCAGUGGAGAUAAGCAACUCCCGACACCAUUUGGUUGACAUGUGCCCAGGUGAUGGGAGAAGAGUGCCACUAUCAGAUUCAGAAAGAUUCCCCUCCUGCUCAAAUGCCACCAGCAGUGCCAACCUUAUGCUAGGUACAGGGGAACUUAAAUCCGAAUUGCUUUUGCCCAAAGACAACUCUGACAACAAAGAUCUUGGCCCACUGUCUCAGUCAAAGGCAACACGUGUUGCCUCACCUCCACGGACUUCCAGCUCCCCCUCACCUGGUUCCCACAGCCAGCCAGCCUGUCCAGGAGGGCCAUCAGAAUGUUCUCCAUCGAGUACCAACCAUCAGGAUCUGCAGUCACUCAAAACUAACAGCGCAUCAAAAUCUACCCCCAUGAGUCCUAAGCAGACAGCAGUGAACCCCACCCAGUCGGACACCCCUGAGUUUCAAAACUGUCCAGGAAGCAAUCACCUCCCAUCUUGUCUUCCAAGGAGGGAGACCAAACUUCACAGCAACAGGGAGGUUGGGGGGAUUAAUCAAAAUCACCUGGCACGGGGUGAACUCUGUGACCUCCAAGGUAGGCUGCAAUCCGUGGAGGAAUCUCUGCACUCAAAUCAAGAGAAAAUUAAAGUCCUUUUGAAUGUAAUUCAAGACUUGGAGAAAGCUCGAGCUCUCACAGAAGGGCGCAACUUUUAUCGAACUGGCCAAGAUCUCAACAAUUGCAGUACCUGCCAGAACACUGCAUGCAUCAUAUACAGUGUAGAAUAUGAUUUUCGGCAGCAGGAAGGCAGGUUCCAUGAAGUUCUGCAGAGUCUGGAGGAAGUGGAACCAACUGAGGAGGCAUCUCCCCCACCAAAGUCCACAGCAGAACCAGUUGCUGAGAAACAGGACUUACGGCGGAAAACUAAGAAGGUGAAGAAGAAAUGCUUUUGGUGGAUCUGAGCUUGUUGGGACCAUUCUCUGUGCCCUCCCCAAAUACCUACCGAGGUAGGGAAACCACUGCCCUCAGGCCUUCUCUACUUCUGAGCAAAGGCUCCAGGCUGUGAGCCACUUGACCUGAGAAACAGGAAAGACUUGGGCUGGUUUCGCUGCUGCUGGACACCUGACCACCAACCUCACCUAAGAGAGGGCCACUGUUGCUGAGGACUUCACAGACCUUUGCGUGACCACUUGCCUAGUUCCCUGUCACACGUCCUGUUCCUAGGCCAACGUCCUGGUUUGUAAGUCUAGAUUCCAACCAUGAGCAAAGCCCCCAUUGCAUUUUCCAACACCUCCAUGAUGCUGAACACUUUCUCCCCAUCCUGGGCUUAUCACCCCAAAAGAGAGAGAAAAAAAAAUGUUGUGCAGAGCAGGAAGACAGAGGAGAGUUAUAAGCAAAUACUCCCCACACUCCAAAAAUAGACGUAUAAUCCGGCAGUCUUCUAAGAUUUUGGCAUAUAUAAGCACAACAGAAGAGGGAAGGGCAUAAAAAUGUGAGACCUCCUGGUGGGUUGGGUCAUUUUCAUUUUUAAUUAGCACCUUGAUCCCCAAACAAGGGUUUGUCGUCUCCUGCUGUGUGGGCCUUGCCGGCUGUGGCACAGUGAGGUCACUGCAGGAUACAAAGAGCUUGGUAUGGCUCUCCUGCCGAUACAGCUGCUCCAGGGCCCACCUGACACCGUCAUGCUUCUCAUCCUGGGGCCUGAGAUCACUUAGCAAACGGGUGGGGCUUGAACUUUAAGAGUCCACCACUAAUUUCCCUGCAACAUUUAAGAUCAUAAGAUCCAGUAGCCUAUUUCAUCUCACCAAUAACAUAAAUAAGGCCAAGAUAAAAAUGCAACAUUGGUUCUUGUACAUUCAUCCCUGCAUCAGCCUUGUAGAUACAUUCCAAAGUAUAGCAAUCUACACCCUCUCCCUUCACAGUGACCAGGCAGUGGUCACCUGAUUGAAGAAGCCGCAGGACUGGGGAUGAGGAUAUAUUUUUUUCCCAUUUUAGUAUGAAAGAUGUUUCCUUCCCAAAGUCUGAAUUCUUUUAAAGUCUGGCCUCAUUCUUUUGAUAAGACCCCCAUACAUGUGGGUCCAUUUAAACUUGCAUGGCUAAAAAAGCUACUGAAGUAAUCUAAUUAAGUAAUUGCUACAUACUCUUGAAGAUGAGGGGUAAGUUGGCAAGACCCACAGUCUCUCUUAUUAAAUUCUCUACCAGCCUGUGGUUGGAUUGAUGCUGCUUAGAAAAGGAAUUCUAAAGCUCUACAUGCAUUCAGUGAAGAAGGCAUUUCAUGACCCUCUUUGCUGGAGAUGAGGCAUCUGAGUCAGAGUCCUUGCAGAAUGCAGCAUCCUGGCUGAACGUGGGUUGCACGCACCCCACUGCAAAUUGAGACUAAUUGAGCAAACCACUCCGACAGUCUCACCUUCCCCUGUCACAGUGCUGCAGUGCACAGAGCUAUUUCAGUGAGAGUGAGAUGGAAAUCUGGCAAGGAAUCUCAGCUUGCACUAUUUAAGUCUUGGAAUGUCAUUCAAAAUGUUCUUUCUUCUGUUUCUAGUGUAAUGUUUAAAACCACAAAAUGAGACCGGAAUAUAUAACGCUAAAUUGGAAUUAAGAUAAAUACACUUGUCAUACUUAAGAAGCCGCAUUUCAGUAAGAUACGUUACCACUGGCUAAAAGCCACAGAUCUUUCUGUAUCCACACAAUCAACUCUCAGUUGGCCCCAACAAUGGAAAAGAACAGCACAGAGGAUAAUCCAAUAAAGCAAAAUCAUUUGGGAUUUCUUAUAUAAUUUUAUAUUGUAAUAGAGCUUCCAUCUUAAUUUCUUUGCUUACGCUAAUUUUCAAAUUAAUUUACAUUCUCGGGCAGCAAGAUAGAAUGAAAUAAUCCUGUUUCCGGAAUUAAGAGACCUGGGCAACAGAACAGUUUAUUUCACUAACCUUUGGCAAACUGCUUAAGUUUUCAGGGACUGUUUGUCCAUUCUCAAAUGGAGAUAAAAAUACCUACUCUACCCACUUUAUAAGCUCUGUGCAUGUUCCAACAUCAAACGAGCAGAACAACCCGGAGCGGAGCUGCAUUGUUUGCCAGUUAGCCUGGAAUGAUGGAGGAGAGGAGGAGGUAACCCACACAAGCAGGAUAAUCCAACUCUUGGAAAAUUAAGCUCACAUUUUCAUAUGCUUAUGUAGAGUUGGGGGCCUCAGAUAUACCCUCAACUGAAUUAAGUGAAAUCAGGGUUGGAAAAUGUUGACAUUUCUAGAAACAAAACCAAAUGAGACUAUAAUAAUUCUAUACCAAAGCACAACA